Leucoraja erinaceus (little skate) is the source of this 12030-nucleotide messenger RNA. Its product is annotated as A disintegrin and metalloproteinase with thrombospondin motifs 20-like. Gene Ontology annotation, cellular component: extracellular matrix. Gene Ontology annotation, biological process: proteolysis; extracellular matrix organization. The record is from RefSeq and is a predicted model, not a curated record. NCBI's taxonomy places the organism in Eukaryota, Metazoa, Chordata, Chondrichthyes, Rajiformes, Rajidae. The transcript has 39 exons. Gene Ontology annotation, molecular function: zinc ion binding; metalloendopeptidase activity. The coding region runs from base 4676 to 10525 and encodes 1949 amino acids.
AAUCUGAAUCUGAAUCUGAGAGGUGAUCUGAUAGAAGUAUAUAAAAUUAUGAGAGGCAUAGUUAGGGUAGAUGGACAGAAUCUUUCUCUGAGGGUGAAAACAUCAAAGACCAAAAGGCAUAGCUUUUAAGUGAAAGGUUAGAGAUGUGCACGGCAAGCUAUUUACACAGAGCGACGGGUGCCUGGAACUCACUGUCAGGGGUCAUGGGGGAAGCACACAUGUAAUAGUCAUGCUUAAGUGGCAUUGAAACAGGCACAUGAACAAGCAGAUAGAAUUAGUUUAAUUUGGCAUCAGGUUCGGCACAGACAUUGUGGGUGAAAGCCUUUUUCCUGUGCUGCCCUGUGCUAUGUUCUAUGUUGAAAUAAUGAUGAUGGGCAGAAAGGCCUCCCCGCUCCACAUUCGAUUGGCUUUUCAAGUUCAAUCUUGAAGCUAAAUGCAGCACGUAGCCAAUAUUUUAGUUACUAUCUCACACCUCAUCUAAUCCCCACUAGUUGCGGAUGGCAGAGGGCAGUUCUGAUGGAAGGUUAUUGGCAAAUAUUCCGAGGCUGAAAAUAUCAGGUUUUGCCGGUGGGAGAUGUUGCACCUUUGGAGGUCAAAUAUAAGAGAAAAUAUACAACUAAUGGCAAGACUCUUAACAGAAUACGGAGGAAUCUUGGGUAUGUCUGCUACUCCCUGAGAGUGGCAAUGCCAGUAGAUAGAGCAAUACAGAUGGCAUAUUGUAUGCCUGCCUUCAUUGGCCAGGGCAUUGGGCAUGGCAAUCAGGAAGUUAUGAUACAGCUUUCUAGGUCUUUGGUUAACCAACUUUUAGAGUAUUGGCUGCAGUUCCAUUCGUUGCGUUACAGGAAGGAUGUGGAGGCUUUGGAAAAGGUGUGGAAGAGAUUUACCAGCAAAAUGUCUGGAUUAGAAGAUAUUAUCCAUGAAGAAAAGUUGGACACACUUCAAUUGUUAUCCUUAGAACACUGGAGGUUGCGGGGACUUCUGAUAGAAGGUUAUAAAAUUAUGCGAGGCAUAGAUACACUUUUUUACAUUUCAUGGAUAUUGUGUGGAAACAGGCCCUUCGGUUCACCGAGUUUGUGCUAACCAGCGAUCACCCCGUACACUAGAACUAUCCUAAACACUAGGGGCAAUUUACAAUUUUUACAAGCCAAUUGACCUACAAACCUGUAAGUCUAUGGAGUGUGGGAGGAAACUGGAUCACCCAGCGAAAAACACUUUUUCUCUUUUUAAGACAUGGCUUUAUGUGAAAAGGGCACAGUUUAAACAAGAUGCGUAGAACAAUUUUUUUUUACACAGAAAGCAGUGGGUGCCUGGAACGCAUUGCCAUGGGUGGUGGUGGAGGUAGGUACGAUAGUGCUGUUUUUAGACAUUUUUGGAUAGGCACAUGGACAGGCAGGGAAUGGAGGGGAUUUAAUCACCUGUUCACACUAGUUCAAUGUUGUCCCAUUUUCUUCUCCACUCCCUAUACACUAUGAGCAAUUUUACAGAGGCCAAUUAACCUACAAACCUGCAGGCGUUGGGAUGUGGGAGGAAACUGAAGCAUCCAGAGGAAACACAUGCAGUCACUGGGAGAUUGUGUGAACUCCACACAGACAGGAUCUCCAAGGUCAGGAUCAAACACGGGUCUCUGCCACCAUGUGGUAGCAUUUCUACCAGCUGCACCAAUGUGCCACCCUUCAUCUGGAAGCACGAGACUUUGUUGAUGCUUUGGUGAGAAGAAACAAGCCUGCAAUUAUCACAAUGUAAUAAAAAGGAUCUGCAGAUGGUGGUUUAUUGCAAAGAUGGACGCAAAAUGUAAGAGCAACUCAGCAGGUCAGGCAAUGUCUCUGGAGAAAAUGAAUGUAUGACUAUGAGUUAAACCAGCAUUUUGUGUCUUUCUCUGCAACUAUCACAUCUCAGUCACUAAUCAUACCGUUCAUCGGAUUUGUAGAGAGUUGGACUAAACUGUUCUAAACUGUAAUAUGUUCUAAACUGUAACGUGAAUUAUAUUCAAUAGAAUAUGAUCUGAAUGUUGUCAAAUGUUUGGACCAUAGAAUAACUUUUGCAGAUAAUCUAUUUUUAUGGCAUGAAACUGCCUGCAGAAUAUAAUGGAAUAUAAAUGCCAAGUGGUAACAGUGAGUGUAUAUAAAAGUUAAAAUCAUGCUCAUCACCAAAAUUGUGGGCCAAAGGGACUGUUAUUAUGCUGUACUGUCCUAUGUUCUAACCCCAUACCCCAGUUAUUUCUCUGGUGGAUUUGAUGUUAAUAAGUUACUUGCGGCAGCUAUUGGUUUGCAAUUGAUUUCCAAGCGAUCAUUACCCCUGUGGAUAUAAUGUACAUUCCACUGCCUACCAAACUUUGAAGCCUUUUGUUGCAAGUUAGUGAAUUCAAACAUCAGACGUGCUAUAGGGGGUCUGUGUUCACUAUAUAUGUUCAGAAGCUUUGAAGUUCAAACGAUGGACAAUGGUUUUUAUUGUUUUGUGGAGAAACUUGUGUUGCACACCACAAUUCCAAACAUCUUCAGGCAAGAACACUCGCUGCAUUUCUAUAGUAUUCUACAAACAGCUUCAUGUAACAAAAAUAAAUUAUCUGUAAAAAUUAUUCUCUGUUCCAAACAGUUGAUAGCAUUCAGAUGAUUUCCUGAUGAUAAUAAGUCACGUUAUAGUUUAGAACAGGCUGUACCACCAACUUUCUAUCGAUAAUUCUGAUGGAGGUUUUAAUUGAACAGUUUGAUUAGUGACGGAGGCUUAAUAGUUGCAUCCUUGUUUCUUCUCACUGAACCUCUCACAAAGUCUCGCGCACACAGAAGACAGCCGGCACAUUUGGCGCAGCUCGUAGGCCUGUUUGAUUCUGACCUUGGGUGCUCUCUGUGUGGAGUUUGUACGUUCUCCCUUUGACUGCCUGGGUUUCCUCCGGGUGCUCUGGUUCCAUCCCAUGUCCCAAAGCCAUGACGGGUUUGUAGGUUGAUUACCCUCUGUAAAAUUGCCCACGGCACAUAGGGAGUGGAUGAGAAAGUGCGAUAACAUAGAACUAGUGUGAACAGGUUCAAGAGCAGCAGCGGUAACCUCAAGAUAUUACAGUGGUUUCCAAUAAGAUUAUUUUAUUUGUGGAUCCAGUUCUCUGCAUAAUUACAAUCCAGUAAACAUACAUUUUAUUUGACGAAAUCCCUACAUAUCUCUAAAAAAUAUGCAAUAAGCAAAAAUUCAAAUUGAAAUCCUUAACUACUGCAUUGCUUUUUUUCCCCAACAGAUCCUAUCUAUUUGCUUUACUGUCCAGACGUUGUUAUGAAAAGCUCCAGCCUCUAGUGCUUUUCCUCCCCAAGUGUCUCCAAAUCCACUAAUAACCCAAUGACUAGCAUCCAGAUUAAUGCAGACAAAACAACAGAUCCUGAAGGAAAACCAAGUCCACCUCCCCCAUUUUCAGUCCGCCAAACUGAUUUCCAAGUUUCAGACCUUGUUACUUUCGUGAAGGAAAAGUAUGUGGUCAUUGCAGCUCUAAACGUCCGUAUGGAUUGGGGACAAGCAAUUUGUAACUCAUAUGUUUGAUCUGAAUGACUUCCAAGGCCAUUUCAGACGGCAGUUCAGAAUAAGAUAUGAUGGUAAAAAAAAAGACACAGUGCUGGAGUAACUCAGCAGGUCAAACAGCAUCUCUGGAGAACAUGGAUAGAUGGCGUUUCCGGUUUGCGUUUGUAAACCAGCAUGUGCAGUUCCUUGUAUCCGAGAUUUUCUGUAAUUGCAGUCUGGAUCUGGACAACUAAUUUCCUUCUACUAAAGGCACGGACCUGUGGUGUUUAGGGCAACGUACUCGGUGUCAGUAUAUCAGCUAGGUUUUUCCAGAUUACUGCAAAAACAUAUUGAAGACCCUAUGGAAAUGUUAGCGUUUUAACCUUUAAACAGCUGAGGCAUGCUGUGUGUUGUGGGGCAGGGCUGUUACUCUGGAGGAAGACUGUCUUUCCACAGGGUGGUGGGAUAGUGCACUCCUCUACCUUCAGUCCACCUAGAGACCACCUUACCGGUAGAACUGAGAUGACUUGGUCGGUGAACCGAUCUGAUGACAGUAUUCUAAUAAAUCCAAUUUAAUGGGAAUCGGCCUCCUUGUAAACCCUGUAAAUCUGGCUGUUAACGGGACUGGGAGAUUACUGUACGUCGUGUUUUCCUGUACACUGAUUCUUCACACCGAUGUCAGCAGUGCGGAGCGUUCGCGAUCCAACCGCAGCUUCAAAAGGGUUAAAGUAUUGCUGGCAGCCGGGGCAGCGCCUGCCUCUCUCUCUCUCCCGCAAAGGCGGAUUGGUUAGGGAGCAAGGCAAGAGGCGGGUUCCUGCCGUUUGAUGUCGGGUGGCAGAAAGGAUCAAUGGAGUGUCCGCUCGCACCAUCCUCUCACCGGCUCGCCUUCCAUCGCUACCCCGAACCCGCCCGCGGGGAGAUGCACUGAAGCCCGUGCUCGGGCGCCUGGGAUGGCGAGCGCUUUCGCCGGCGUCAGCCUGGUGAAAUGAGUCCGUGCAGGCAAUGGGCGUUUGGGGGGUUGUGCAGACUUUUCUCUGCCUCUCGAUGUUGCUGCACAGAGCAUUUACGUAACCCGCAGCCUCUCCCCCAACCUCCUCUGUUCCUACUACUGCUGCUGGCAAGCCCGAGCCGGGUGUGUUUUGUGUUACACUAGUGAAGCCGGUGACGAUUUGAAUGCCUGCUUCGCUCAGGGAGAAUCAUGCAUUUGGUGAUUUGGGCAGAAGGGCUCCUGUGUCAACUGCUUAUAUUUCUAACCCCUUCUCGGGAAUUGCGUUUACAUCCGAAACAAGAAAACUUAAUAAAACAGCUAAGAUCUUAUGAAAUAAUUACGCCGACACGGGUGAACGAUUUCGGAGAGGUGUUUCCUCGUGCUCUUCACUUCAGGAGGAGGAAGCGGAGCUCUGGGCUGGAGCCGUGGGCUACGAGAGCUCACUAUCAGAUCAGCGCCUUCGGACACCUCUACCAUCUCAAUCUCAGCGCCAACUCUGACUUCAUCGCGCCCUCCUACACAGUCAGUCACCUUGGCAGCCGCUGGCCCGGAGAGCCGCACUCUGACUUGAAGCACUGUUUUUAUGCCGGACAUGUCAAUUCUCAGACAGAGCACACAGCGGUCGUCAGCCUCUGUACCGGGCUUAUGGGUACUUUUAAGACUCGUGAUGGCCAAUAUUUUUUGGAACCUCUGAUGAAACCAGAUGGAGGCCAAUUCAAAGAUGAGCACAAUAAACCCCACCUUAUUUACCAGCAUGAACCACUGAAUACCAACCCUUUGAGGAAGAUGAAUGACCCUUCUCAUCCUUGUGCACCUUUAGAUCAGAAUCAUAAAACAAGGAAAACCCAUCUCAAGAUGCGCAAUACUGGCAGUAUUAGAGAACACUUCACUAACUUGCAAGAUGCAGUUCAACUGAUGCAACUUUCACCCACGGAUCCAGGACUGAGCAAUGAAACACAGCGGCAUACAAGGCAAAAGCGCUUCUUGUCCUAUCCAAGAUUUGUGGAGGUGAUGGUAACAGCUGACAGCAAGAUGGUCUACCAUCAUGGGAGAAACUUGCAGCACUAUAUUUUAACGCUUAUGUCAAUAGUGGCUACAAUCUACCGAGAUUCAAGUGUUGGAAACCUCAUCAACAUUAUUGUGGUGAAGUUAGUUGUGAUUCACAAUGAAUAUGAAGGCCCAUCCAUUAGUUUUAAUGCAGCUACAACUCUUCAUAACUUCUGUGUGUGGCAGCAGACUCAGAACACUGUAGACGAUGCACACCCAUCUCAUCAUGACACCGCCGUCCUAAUCACCAGGGAAGACAUUUGUAGAGCUAGAAACAAGUGUGAUACUUUGGGAUUAGCAGAACUUGGUACAAUGUGUGAUCCAUAUCGCAGCUGCUCCAUCAGUGAGGAGAAUGGACUGAGUGCUGCUUUUACAAUAGCACACGAGCUUGGGCACGUCUUCAACAUGCCUCAUGAUGACAGCUUCAAGUGUAAAGAGGCUGGAGUGAAACCUCAAUAUCACGUUAUGGCUCCAACCUUGAACUACCACACCAACCCAUGGACCUGGUCAAAGUGCAGCCGCAAGUACAUCACCGAAUUUCUCGAGUAUGUUUACUUCAGCACUGGUUAUGGAGAAUGCCUUCUUGAUGAACCUGUGGUGAGGAACUAUGACCUAUCAGCCCAGUUACCUGGUCAAAUCUACAACGCAAACAAGCAAUGUGAACUUAUGUUUGGAUCAGGAUCACAAGUUUGUCCCUACAUGAAACAAUGCAAGCGUCUGUGGUGUACAAGUGCGGAAGGAGUGCACAGGGGCUGUCGUACACAACACAUGCCUCUGGCUGACGGGACUGAAUGUGGCCAUGGGAUGCACUGUCGGCAUGGACUCUGUGUGAACAAGGAGUUGGCAGCGAGGCCUGUCGAUGGAGAAUGGGGACCGUGGGGACCAUAUGGAGAGUGCUCCAGGCCAUGCGGUGGAGGGAUCAGAAGCGCAGCGCGAGACUGUAACAAGCCAGAGCCGAGGAAUGGUGGGAAGUAUUGUGUGGGCCGUAGAAUGAAGUUCCGAUCCUGUAACACCGAGCCCUGCACAAAGGGAAGGAAGGAUUUCAGGGAAGAGCAGUGCUCCGAGUUUGAUGGAAAGCAUUUUAACAUCAAUGGUUUACCGGCAAACGUGCGCUGGCUUCCAAAGUAUAGCGGCAUUCUGAUGAAAGAUCGCUGCAAGCUUUUCUGCCGUGUAUCUGGGACGACAGCGUAUUAUCAGCUCAAGGAUCGUGUCACUGAUGGUACUCCAUGCGGACCCGACACAAAUGAUAUCUGUGUACAAGGCCUGUGCAGACAAGCGGGAUGUGACCAUGUGUUGAACUCCAAAGCUAGGCGGGACAAGUGUGGAGUAUGUGGUGGAGAUAAUUCCUCCUGUCGGACUCUGGCUGGUACAUUUAACAAUGCACAAUAUGGGUAUAAUAUUGUUGCCCGAAUACCCUCAGGAGCAACAAACAUUGAUGUACGGCAACACAGUUAUUCAGGGAAGCCAGAGGAUGACAAUUAUCUUGCUUUAUCUGACAGUCAAGGUAAUUUCGUCCUGAACGGAAACUUUGUGGUGAGCAUGUUUAAAAGAGAAGUAGGUGUACAGGGAGCCACAAUUGAAUAUAGUGGCUCAGACAGUGAUGUGGAACGUAUUAACUGCACGGGCCGAAUUGAAGAAGAGCUAAUCUUGCAGGUUUUAUCCGUUGGAAAUUUGUACAACCCUGAUGUGCGUUACUCUUUUAACAUACCAAUAGAAGACCAACUGGAAUUGUUUGCUUGGGAUCCAUAUGGUUCAUGGCAAGAGUGCAAUAGACCAUGCCAAGGGGAGCGGAGGAGGAAGGUUGUCUGUGUGCGAAAAGGCGAUCAUUUGGUUGUUUCUGACCAAAGAUGUGAGCAUUUAUCUCGACCAACAGCAGAGAAUGAGCUGUGCAACGUGGACUGUGAAUUAAGGUGGCACACAGAAGGGAAAAGUGAAUGUACUGCACAGUGUGGACCAGGACACAGAACACAGGAUAUUCACUGCAUGAGGUACACGCAUGGGAAAGUACCAAGGGUGCCGAUGGACGACAGAUACUGUGCCAAUCAACCGAAACCUCCCAGUCGGGAGCCAUGCCAUGGUGACUGUCUCAGGUCCAGUUGGCAUUAUACAUCAUGGUCACAGUGCUCAAAGAGCUGUGGGGGUGGAACAAAGACACGGGAAGCAUAUUGCAUGAACAACCUCGGCAGACGCCUCGUGGACCGGGAGUGCAACGAACAUCAAAACGUUGUAUCACAGGGAUGCAGCGAAUUUCCCUGCCCUGAAUGGACAGCUAGUCAAUGGAGUGAAUGCCUCGUGACAUGUGGGAAGGGUACAAGACAUCGGCAGGUUUCAUGUCUGUUGAAUAAUGAACACCUGAGGGAUGAGUUUUGCGACCCUACUACAAAGCCUGAGCCGAUGGGGACCUGUGAGCUCCAAGAGUGUGCCUCAUGGCAGGUUGGAGCAUGGGGGCAGUGUGCUGUUACUUGCGGACGUGGAUAUCAGAUGCGAGCAGUGAGGUGUGUGGUCGGUAUGUUCACUGCAGUAAUAGAUGACCGACAGUGCAAUGCUGUAACUCGCCCAAGAGAUAACCAGGAUUGUGAGAUGCCUCCCUGCUUAGAGCCUCCCAAGAUGGUCCCAACUCCAAGUCCAGCAACACAGAGAGGGACGUUGACUCAGUGGAGAUUUGGAUCCUGGACUCCCUGCUCGGUCACCUGUGGGGAAGGAACACAAGCUCGCUACGUCAGCUGCAGGGAUGCUCAGGGUGGUGUGGCCGAUGCACUGUUCUGCGCUCACUUACCCCGACCUCCGGAAACGUCAAUGUGCUAUAGUCCCUGUGGCCAGUGGCAUGCUGGAGAAUGGUCGCCUUGCUCUGUCAGCUGUGGUCCCGGAGUAGCGACCCGCCAAGUUGUCUGCAUCACCUAUCACCACCAGCUCACGGUCGAGAGCAAUUGCGAUGCCACAGAGAGACCACCUGAGGAGCAAGAGUGUCGUGCACCCCCCUGCCCCCCCGACCUGUAUCCCCCAGUUGACUACCCUGCACACGUCCCGCACCAUGACCAUCCACUGCCACAUGCUGACUUUCCCUCCCAAGAUGUGGUCAGCCAGAACAUACAGAGCAAUCCAUCGGGGGCAAGUCAAUGGAGGACAGGACCAUGGGGAGCAUGCUCAAGCAGUUGUACUGGUGGAUUUCAGAGUCGAGUGGUCGUCUGUCAGGAUGUGGAAGGGCGGACAGUCGACUCCUGUGAAGAGCGAAUGAAGCCUAUGGAAACCAAGCACUGUGACUCCGGUGCAUGCCCACAUUGGAACUAUGGCAACUGGGGCGAGUGUACACAACCAUGUGAUGGUGGAACUUGGACAAGACUGGUCAUCUGUCAGCUGCCCCAAGGCCAACGCCUGAGUGACCAAAACUGUGACAUCUUGGAGAAGCCUCCUGACAGAGAACAGUGCAACAUGCAACCUUGCCCUGGCAGUGUCUCAUGGCAUCGAGGACCAUGGAAUUUGUGUUCCGUGUCUUGUGGGAAGGGCACCAAGCAUCGGGGAGUCGACUGUGUUGAUGGGGGGCAGGCUGCUGUGGACCACAAGUACUGUCAGCACUUGAGGAAGCCGCGGCUUUACAAACGGUGCCGAGCGGGCCGUUGCCCCACCUGGAGGAGCACUCCAUGGACACAGUGCUCAGUGACGUGUGGAGACGGACUUCAGCAGAGGGAUGUCUUCUGCAGGCUGAAGGGUGUCGGUCGGGUAAUUGAAGAGACGUGCGAUCCAUUCUCUCGGCCGGCCAGCACUCAGCAAUGCCGGCUGCCUGGCUGUCUACGACAUGAAUGGCUUGCAGAUGAAUGGCAAGACUGCUCCACGUCGUGUGGUAAAGGUGUGAAGAUGCGCAGUGUGUGGUGUGUUAAUCACAUCCAGGAACAGGCAGAAGAUCAUCACUGCAACCCAUUGUCCAAGCCUCCUGCUGUGCACAGCUGUUUCACUGCACCUUGCCAACACAUUUGGAUUGCAGGGGAAUGGUCACAGUGUUCAGCAAGUUGUGGCCCAGGAUAUCAACAACGGAUAGUAUACUGCAGCGAGGUCCACGUUGGCCAAGACCUUUAUUCAUAUGACCUGCCGUCAUCCACAAAGAACAGCUGUCCACAGCCACCACCAGCCAGUGUUCACUGGUGCAAUGUGCAGAAAUGUCCUCCAUCAGCUAGCUGGAGAAUGGGAGCCUGGAGCAAGUGCUCAGUGACUUGUGGAAGUGGUAUAAUGCAGAGGAAAGUGCAAUGCCUGACUGAUGACAGUCUGCCCAGUCAACUGUGCCAACUCAGCCAGAAGCCACCGCCUCACACUCUUUGCUUCAAUGAUAUUUGUGAUGCUUCAGCAAGUUGCAGUGAAAUUCAGAAGACAAAGGAAGUGCGAGAGGAUGGAGAGUACCUGCUAAAGAUUCAAGGCAAAGUAAUAAAGAUAUAUUGUGCAGGAAUGCAAUCCGAUAAUCCUCGGGAAUAUGUAACCUUAUCCAGUGGAGAGGCAGACAACUACUCUGAAGUCUAUGGAUACAGGUUGCGAAAUCCUUAUGAAUGUCCUUAUAAUGGAAACAGAAGAAAGGACUGUUCCUGUAACAAUGACUACCUCGCAGCUGGGUACACAGUGUUUCACAGAAUACGGGUUAAUAUCAGCUCAUUGCAGAUCAUAAUUACAGACCUGUACUUUGCUCAGACGGUGCGUGGACGAGCAGUGCCAUUUGCCACAGCCGGAGACUGUUACAGUGCAUCCAGGUGUCCUCAGGGACAAUUUAGUAUUAACUUAAGUGGGACAGGGCUGAAGAUAGCAGAAGCUUCGAAAUGGAUUGCACAGGGAAACUAUGCAACGGUCAAUGUACAAAGGUCACAGGACGGGACGAAGGUCUAUGGAAUGUGUGGAGGUUACUGCGGGAAAUGUGUUCCCCCAAAGCAGCACUGGCCUCCUCCUGAAAGUGCAGUAAAAGCCUGGGUGUGGAGUGAAGAUGCAGCUACUGACCGAAUGAAAAGAUCACCCAGCGGAACGCAGACUGAUGGAUGAUGAUGAGAGGACCAACCCAAUUUUCAGCAUUCUCUACCAAUGCCAGGAUGCAAGAGCGUCCUAUUACAAGCUUGGAGAGAAUUUGCUCAUCAGCCUGUAGCUAAAGCAAUCUCCUUUCUUCCGGCCAUCGUGUGCUGUGGGUUGGGACAGGAAGAACAUGAUUGGAUAAUUAGUUGAACCAAAUUUAGCCUAAGCUCUGUGCUUGUUCCAAUUCAUGUCACGUUGCCAAUCAUUCCCAUCAAGUUCACUUUGAAACCAUGGCACGAGCAGAAACAAUGGACCGUUGAACACACCUGGACUGUUCCUCUGUUAAUCAAGACCCAUUACUGUCCAUCACACAGGCUGGCUGCACUCCGCACAAGACUCAUCGAACCCCUCGCUCUUCAUCUACCCCCCUCAGCAUUAGUUUAUUUAGUUUCGUUUAGCAAUACAGCGCAGAAACGGGCCCCUUGGCGCAUCGAGUCUGCACCGACCAGCGAUCCCCGCACAUUAACACUAUCCUACACACACUAUGGACCAUUUACAUUUUUGACUUCUCCAGUACUUUUAACAGCAUCCGGCCUGCACUGCUAGGGAACAAACCGACGAGAAUGCGGGUGGAUGCACCAUUGGUGUCCUGGAUCACCAACUACCUGCCUGGACAACCAUUAUGUCAGACUUUGGAACUGGGUAUUGGACAUGGUAGUGAGCAACACAGGGGCCCCACAGGGAACGGCCCUCUCUCCCUUCCUGUUCACCAUCUACAUCUCAGACUUCAGAUACAACUCGGACUCCUGCCACCUGCAGAUGUUUUCAGAUGACUGCAAUUGUGGGUUGCAUCGGUGAGGGGAGGGAAGCUGAAUACAGAGGUGUAGUCAACACUUUAUUGAGUGGUGUGGGCUGAAUCAGCUGCAGCUUAACACUGACAAGACUAAGGAGGUAGUGGUGGAUCCCUGAUCCCUGUCUCCAUCAAGGGUGUGGAUGUGCAGUUUACCAGGGAGUGCAAGUACCUUGGAGUUUACCUGGACAGUAAACUGAACUGGUCCAGGAAUGCUGAGUCCCUGUACAAGAAGGGACAGAGCCAGAUAUACUUUCUGAGGAGGCUCUGCUCUUUCAAUAUCUGCUGUAAGAUGCUGCAGAUGUUCUAUCAAUCGAUGGUGGCCAGUGCCAUCUCCUAUGCUAUCAUGUGCUGUGGUAGCAGGGUGAAGGCCGUGUACGUCAACAGAAUUACCAACAAACUCAUCAGGAAGGCUGGCUCCAUCCUGCUCCGUUGGAUUCAUGGGAGGUGGUCUUGGAGGGGAGGAUGCUCCUCAAACUGCAGAGCAUUUUGGACAAUCCAGCUCACCCCCGCCAUGACAUACUGGUCAGCCUGAGGAGCACCUUCAGCAACAGACUGGUUCCACCAAGAUGCAGUACAGAGAUCCUUUAUCCCUGUGGCUAUCAAACUGUACAACUCUCCCCCCUUCUGUCGCGGGGUAGACUGACUCCCCUCCCCCCCCCCCCCCCCCCCCCCCCCCCCCCCCCCC